Molecule: messenger RNA, 705 nt
Organism: Lactuca sativa (garden lettuce)
Lineage: Eukaryota; Viridiplantae; Streptophyta; Magnoliopsida; Asterales; Asteraceae
Source: RefSeq, a predicted model, not a curated record
AUGGCUGAUAAAGCAAAACCUUUUAUUUGUACGAACAUCAAAUCCUAUGUACCUAUCAUACUCGAUCUCAACGAGUUGAACUAUGAUGUGUGCUGUGAAAUCUUCUUGACCCAUUUUCGUGCCUAUGGUCUCCACGACUAUCUUGAUGGAACUAUAACUUCCAAAGGCCCUACUAAUGUUCAUUGGGAUAACCUAGAUAAUCUGGUUAAGUCAUGGCUCUAUGGAACUAUGACACAAUUGCUUCUUACCAUGAUCUUUAAGCCAAAAUUCUCUGCUCAGUCCAUCUGGGACAAUCUUGAGGCUUUGUUUCAAGAUAACAAACACUCACGAGCUAUUGAACUUGACAAUGAGUUGCACUCCUUGGUUCAAGGUGAUUGGUCCAUUACUGAUUAUUGCCAAAAGAUGAAGUCAAUUGCCAACUUAUUGGUAAACAUUGAAGCACUUGUUAUUGAGAAAACUCUUGUCACUUACUUGCUUAAUGGCCUCAACCCCAAGUUUGACAACAUCUCCCUGAUCAUUCGCCACAAAGACACACAUGUUACUUUUCUAAAGGCACGCUCAACACUUGUGUCAGAAGAAUUUCAUAUCAACCGCAUGCACACCUCAUCUUCCAAUCACUAUGAUCAUGGACCCCCCCAAGUGCUUCUUGCAAACAGCAAACCAGAUUCCAGGCGUCCCAAUCACAACAGGUCUUCUACCACCUGA